Messenger RNA from Dimorphilus gyrociliatus, 688 nucleotides. The record is from the annotation of a GenBank genome assembly. Lineage: Eukaryota; Metazoa; Annelida; Polychaeta; Dinophilidae.
CAUGCCGCGGUCGUUCCUGAUUCGCAAAAUUUCUGUAGGUGAAAAUUUCUCCAGAAAAAAUGAUUGGACUAUACCUCCACUUAUGCCAUUGGUCAGAUGCUUCCCUUUUCUAGCAGAUUACAGCAAUUCCCUGGUGCCGCCGCCAUCGGAACAAAAGACACAAACCGCAUCGACAACCGUCGCUUAUACUUAUGACGCCUUUUUCGUUUCGGAUGGAAGGUCAAGACGAAACAAAAAAAAUUCAGAAAAAGUUCCAAGCACAAAGUAUGCCUGCGAUGAGUGCGGAAAGACGUACGCCACUUCUUCAAAUCUCUCCCGUCAUAAACAGACUCACCGAGCGUUGGAUUCAACAUCAGCUAAGAAGUGCCCUCAUUGCUCCAAGGCCUAUGUUUCUAUGCCAGCACUGGCAAUGCAUGUAUUAACGCACGAACUCCGACACGAAUGCAGAAUGUGCGGGAAGAGGUUUUCCAGACCUUGGCUCCUACAAGGUCAUAUGCGAUCUCAUACUGGAGAGCGUCCUUUUGGAUGCGCUCAUUGCGGAAAGGCUUUCGCUGACAGGUCUAACCUUCGCGCUCAUAUGCACACUCAUUCUUCGUCAAAACAAUACAAGUGUCAUCGUUGCCAGCGUUCCUUCGCCCUCAAAUCCUACCUUUCUAAGCAUCUUGAAGCUCAGUGUUGCAACGAUUGA